This is a messenger RNA of Dibothriocephalus latus, 342 nucleotides long. The record is from the annotation of a GenBank genome assembly. NCBI's taxonomy places the organism in Eukaryota, Metazoa, Platyhelminthes, Cestoda, Diphyllobothriidea, Diphyllobothriidae.
AUGGUCCCUUGUAGUCACCAGAAUUACGGCCGGCUGGAAGGUCUGGUCGCGGAGCAGAUUGAUCAUCUGCACUACCUCGAUGACAUUUUCUCGCUAGGCAUACCCGACCUGACGGACGUGCUCUUCCUCAUCCUGCUGCAGCGCCUUCUCCUGCCGCUGUAUGUCUACUCCCUCACUAAGCGCCACCCGCCCGCGACAGUCUCGGACGCUCCGGUUAGUUGUCUACACAUGCUGCUUAUUCCUUCCUUUCUCUCUUUCAUCUGUGCACACAUCUAUUGUUUCCAACUACUUCGUUUGGCAUCACGUUCUCCCUCACCCUUCUCCUUUGUACUCAUGCGGUAA